CGAGACCGUCUCCCCGGCGACUGCUAAAAUUGGUGAAAGGAGAAUAGCAGUGCUAAAGGGGGCGGGAAAUCAAGGAACUGAAAGGCCGACCGAUUUUAGAUUUGAGCGCCAGCCAACACGGCCCGCCUUCAAGAAGGUGGGGAAUUUAUCCGACCGGAAAUAAGGGCCGCCCCACACUAGGUGGAAAGCGGAAGUUAUGUUUGCCCCGCAAUGAGUCCGUCCGGAAUUGGAUCCGGGGAGAGAGGGAAAGGGGGAGUGUGUGUGUGUGUGCGCUUCGUAUGGUGUCCGGAAGGAAACGUUAACAGCGGGGAGAGGUCGGCGGGCGAGAACGACAGCGAAAGAAGUCCAAAAUGAGCGUGCGAUUGACGAGAAGCGCCAACUCCCGACCCAAGGACAUAAAAGGAUCCUCCAGAGUGAAGAGUUAUGCUGGAAUAGUAGUGACAACCCGUUCUCCAAUAAAGAGCCAGAGAAAAAGAAACUAUGAUUCUGAUUAUGGAAUUGAUACAGGAGCACGAGAACCUCCAAAGAAAUCUCCUAAAGCUACUGUACUAGGACGUGGAUCAGGUUCAGAAGUACCAGAAUCUCAUAAGAAAUCUCAUAAAGGUCGGGUCUCUGCUCCGAGACGGUCCCAAGAAAAUCCUGUAAAAAGGGAUCUAGAGUUACGGUCUAGUACAGAACCAGAAGAGAUGGACUAUUCUUCUGAGACCAACCAAGCAUCUCCAGAUGGGAACCAAUCUGAAGAUACAGUGUUGCCUCAGAAUUCUGCAGAUGAAGAUAUGGAUUCAGACUCGGAGGUGGAAGUUGACGGGUUGCAAGAUACCACAACAGUGUCAACACUUCAGACAUUUUCUGAGCCAUUUCCUUCAACUGGCAAUACGCAAAAAAUACCUGACAGACAGACAUCACUAUAUUUACGCCAAGCCCAAGAUAAGCCCAGAUCUCCUGCAUCUUGUCAUACAGUUGGCCCUCACCAAGCCACAAGUAAGACAGAAUACCAAGCCUACACUGAUGUACAACGUAGUGCACAAUCUACCAGGUGGAGAGCAGCAGCUGACCUUCAAGCCACAAGCUACGGGGAAUGCCAGAACUAUAUUGAUGUACAACAUUGUGCACAAUCUACCAGGUUGAGACCAAUAGCUGAUACUUACCAGCCCACCAACUACAGGAAACCACAAUACCACACCGAUUCAGUACGAACUCCACAGUUCAUUAGGCCAAGUGCAGAAGAAACCAAGUCCUCCUCCUGGCAAGUUCUAUUUGCACUAAUGGGAUUGGUUGCGGUCUUGAGCAUCUGUGUAUUUUAUCUUUGGGUAUGCAAGAAGCCUGAUCACCUAAUGCUGAGACCGGAACUCUUUCUAGCCAAGUGGAAAGAGAUGAAGACCAAGUUUCCAAAUCAGCAAGACGAAUUGUGGAAACGGAGCAGUAUUUUGUUGAAGAAACAUGUGGGUGAGGAAAUGCCCACUCAGCCUGUUAUUCUCAUGUUUACUGCCGCACAGGAUGCAAAGAGAACCAUGCAAUGCCUCACUCGCAGGAUAGCUGAGGUGUACGCAUCUGCUUUCAAUUCAAGUGUACUAGAAAUCAAUGGAUCAGAUCAGAAAUCACCGGAUAGCGAUGCACUGAAGCUGAAACUUGACAACCAACUGACAGCCGGGUUCACGGAAGGGAGGAAGGCCGCUGUAAUACAUCACUUCCAGGAUCUCCCACCCUCUUCUACCUUUCUGUUCUACAAGUACUGUGAUCAUGAAAAUGCUGCAUUCAAGGAUGUCUCCAUUUUGAUCACAGUCUUGCUGGAUGAGCCAAAGUUGAAGCUGGACUUGUCCCUCAAAAACAUGGAGGAAAUGGUCCAUGACUUUGUCAAGAAGAAAUUCUGCUCCGAUAAACUGCAUAUGGAUACUGAUAAACUGAGUGGGCUAUGGAGCCGCAUUUCCCAUCUGGUGCUCCCAGUCAGUCCGGAGAGAGAGAUUGAAACUGGAGACUGCCCUCCAUGAAGUUAUCUGAAUGGCAUGCCCUGAAUAGAGUUUAAAAUUGCAAAUGAAACAUUGAUGUUCACUGUACUUUAUGUGAAAGACCACCUGUUACUGGAAUCUCAAAAUCCAGCUGAUUCUUUUUGACUGCUUGUUAAAAUAAUUGUUCAAAUUACUUACUGUGAAAUAUAUAUUUUUAAGUGUCUGGUUGAGUAUUUUUCUGAACCUCAAUGUGAUGCUUUCUGGGCUAGGGAAGCUCAAAUCAGUUUUUAAAACAAGCCUAUCUUUUUUGCUAUUAAAAAUUUGUACAAUUUAUUUUUUUCUCCACUGAGAUACUGUGCGCUUUGGAAGAUUGUCUUAUCUGCAAGACCCUCUCUCUCACCAAAGGAGGAAGCUGGAAAAUGGUCUGUGCAAGGAUCCUAUGUUUGUGCAGCACAUCACUUCACGAUCUCCACUUGCUGUUGCUGGGAACUGCCACUUCAAGCCCAAGAGUCAAGACAUAGCAUUGUUGGACUGGCCAUUUGCUUGGUCACUGGUGUAUACUCAUCCACUGGCAGAGGAACACUGUGGGUCAAAGGCAAGAUCUCAUCAAUCCUCUAGCCUGCAGUGAUCUCAAGCUCCAGACUGUGAUUUAGAGAAUGGAAUUCAGAAAUAACUUGGAUACUGGAAACAGUGUGUUCAAGUCCAUCCAAAACAUUUGGACAUUCUUGGUGAUUUCCAUUUGACAAACCCACAUUUCAUAUUUUAAUGUUACAAAGAUUAACUCCACUCAAAAUAUUAAGGUAUAAAUUGAAAUUGUAUUUAUUUCUUAAAUGGUUUUAUAUUGUCUAUUUCACCAAGUGCUAAAAAAAUUACAAUAAACUGUUUUUUUUAUUUAGAAAGC
This is a messenger RNA of Chiloscyllium plagiosum (whitespotted bambooshark), 2847 nucleotides long. RefSeq names its product torsin-1A-interacting protein 1-like. Gene Ontology annotation, molecular function: ATPase activator activity. The record is from RefSeq and is a predicted model, not a curated record. Gene Ontology annotation, cellular component: membrane. NCBI's taxonomy places the organism in Eukaryota, Metazoa, Chordata, Chondrichthyes, Orectolobiformes, Hemiscylliidae. Gene Ontology annotation, biological process: membrane organization.